Molecule: messenger RNA, 8369 nt
Organism: Rhipicephalus sanguineus (brown dog tick)
Lineage: Eukaryota; Metazoa; Arthropoda; Arachnida; Ixodida; Ixodidae
Product: deubiquitinase DESI2
Exons: 8
Coding region: 220-804 (194 amino acids)
Biological process (GO): protein deubiquitination
Molecular function (GO): deubiquitinase activity
Source: RefSeq, a predicted model, not a curated record
GCCUCGAUCGCAGCGGCGUGCUAUUGUUUAGCAAUGGCCGCCGGCGCUGUGGUGUGAGUGGAGUUCGCGAGUCGAAAUUGAUCCCGAGUCGCCUCAAUGCAGCGGAUUGCAUAAAGGCGCCCGAUUAGGCAAGGAACUAUUCGACGGCAGCGACUCGCCGGCUAAGCAAGACGCCGCUGCAUUGUUAUCCUGCCAGGUCUGGUGUUCCAGUGGACAGGCAUGGCUCGGGAACCCGUCAUUCUCAAUGUCUAUGACAUGUACUGGAUCAACGAAUACACGGCUCCUAUUGGCCUCGGGGUAUUCCACACGGGUGUAGAAAUUUACGGAACUGAGUAUGCAUACGGGGGCCACCCGUUCCCGUUCUCAGGAAUCUUCGAAAUCCCGCCAAAAUUUGCAAAUGACCUCGGAGACCAGUUCAAGUACAAGCAGAGCAUUCGGGUUGGCCACACGGACUUCAACCAGGUAGACGUGCGCAAGAUUGUCGAGGAGCUGGGAAACGAGUACCGCGGGGACCGCUACCACCUGAUGAACAAAAACUGCAACCACUUCUCGGGCGCCCUGACCAAGAUCUUGUGCGGUGAAGAGAUCCCGGCCUGGGUGAACCGACUGGCCUACUUCAGUUCCUGCGUGCCUUUCCUCCAGCGCUGCCUGCCCCGAGAGUGGCUGACGCCCAUCGCACUGCAGGCCAGCAUCCAGGAGGGCAGCACCUCCAGAGUCCACAGUCCCUCGUCCACCCACGCUCCAUCACCGCCGCCUCCACCAAAUCCCCCACGGUCGUCGCAGAGGCGCGUGCCCCGGAUCUGACACGUGGCCCCCGACUCUAGGAAAACGGCACAGCCCACACCUUCUCUCUGUCGUUCAGCCCCAUUGUUGCAUCUCGGGAACUACUGCCGUUGGGAGGUGGCUUAGGUGUGGCUGUCAACCUUGCCGUGAAAUCAAAUGCUAAAAAAAAAGGAAACCCGGUUUUCAAAGCCCAAGAUAUGUUCAUUCGUUGUGACUGACAACACUUAGCGCCAGCCACCUGGCGCCCUCCGGUGCUACACACCUGUUGUGCCAUUCAUCUGUCGUGAAAAUGAAUCGCUGUGUGACUCUCCCAAAAGCCCCGCAUUGAUCGUGUGUGCACGUGUGUUACUGAGCCUGCCAAGUCUACACUCGGCAGCAGGAUGAGAGCUGUCGCCAACUCACCCAAGGAAAGCUGCACGUUUGGCGGAAACCCAAGGUCACGUUGCCGCGAGCCGGCUGUCUUGCACAAGCUGCAAUAAGUUCGUCGUCGGCAAGUGCUUCGAUUGCCGACUGGCAUUAUUGGAUGCAUGGCAGGCUCACUGGUAAAUCCUUUAACCAGCUCAAGUGUGAUGCGGCAACUUGCGCAUUCUUGAAACUUCUGAAGACUUUCGGGAUUAUGUUGCCUUGAAAGUUCUCGAGUAAGUUUUGGGCAUUCUCGCAGCCACUAUUGUGGCAACAAAAUUUUUUUUUGAAUAGCCGUACCACAACAUAUAUUCUGUUCGUUUUUUUUUUUUCUUUCCACAAAUGUACUAAUAAUGUAACGCUUUCUUUUAUGCCAAAUGUCACGUAUACAUUGAAAGUUUUAAUCUGGCUCGUUCCUACGAGCAUAUUUUUAGUGUUGUGCGCAUGUUUUUGCAUUUAAUAUUUUCCGUAUGUCUCGAGUCCCGUGCGCUGCGUCAUCUCUUGCUACCACAGUGGGCAGUCAGUAGCUUGCACUGCCAAGUCCUUCGGUGCAUUCAUAAGGCCUGGGUAAAUGCACUGUAUAGCUUGGUGGUCACUACAAGUCACGACUGUGGUCUUGCGUUACGCAGAGCGCGAGCUGUGGAUUGUUUGCGGCGAUUACGUCAUUUAUACGAGACCAAAGUAUCGCGCGGAGGACAACAGGUAUAUUUUGUUUCUUUAUACACUAUGUAACACCCUUUUUGUGGACAUUUACGUGUGAGCCGUGUCAACCGAUCCUCUAUACCUUGCCGGUCUUAUGUAAACAAACAAGACUGGUCUGUUGAAUGUUGUUAGUGUUGUACAUUGCACGGUAUGUAUUUUUGUAGCACAUUUUUUAUAAAUUGUCUCGCAGUUUCUAAACGCUUCACGAUUUCUUCUGUUGUGCUCGUUGGAUACUUCGUUUCAUUCAGUCGCUUUUAGCAUCGAUUAGUGCCUUGGUGAAGACAAAUUUUAACUUAAUUACUCUGAACUAUGCUCUUUGGCUCGCAUCUAUUCAGCAGUGUCGGGGUCAUAGCCAGCAAGUAUUUCAAGACUGCGUGACGAAUGCAAGAAAGUCUAGCUACAGCGAUAGACUACAAUCCCAAAAUUUUGCUCUUCAGUUACUACGGGCCACAAGGUCACACGUCACUUCAAAUUGCAAUUAGAGAUGGUACAUUCUACAAAAGCAGGGGGAUAGGCAGAGUAUGUAAUCAGCCCUUUGGGGCAGCUGAAAAAAUCCUGCUUAGUGCCAGUAAUCCCAGAGGCCAUGCUUUUCUGAAUGCAACCAAUCUGGCUACAUGAAUUGCACACAGAGUGUCUAACACUCCCUCACGUUGCAUAGAAGAGGCUGUGUAUGAGAAGGAGGAUAAGCUAGUUUUAAAUUGGAAAGUCUACUAAAAUUUGCCCAAUUCUCCGUUUCCUCUUGUUUUCAAUUGUCAGGUAAUUUAUCUUCCUAUCAGUAACAGUAGCUAAACAUUACAAGUAUAUAUUGGGUGUGAAAAUGUCAUUAAAAGUUUGUGGUGCAUGUUCAUACUGGCUGAACAGACUCAGUCAUGUUUAUGCAUUGGACAUUUUGAGGCUUUUGCACCUGUCGAAGUGGCCAGGAGUUGUGGCAUUGUGCCGAGCUUGAGGUCGAUGUUUCGAUUUCAAAGUUUAUCUGAAGUGCCCCUACCCUAACCAUCUGUUGUCGUGUUUCAUUGGGAGAUUGAACACCAUAGUUUGAUAUGGCAUUUAAAGGCACUAAUUGGCCACCUUGUCCAGACUUAGUAGUGAGUGCUGGCAUCUAGUAUAUAUCAUUUAUGAAAGGAAAUUGACUACAUUUUGCCCUUUCUUAUUGUCAUGCCUAUUUUUCCUUGUUUCUUUCCCCAUCUCCCACAACCUUGCUGAAUCUCCUCAGUAACUGAUGUCUUGUGUGCAGGUGCUACUCGUUAAAUCACUGCCAGGCACACUCCGUUUAAUGGGCUGUUCUUUUAGCAUUUCGUUGUGUUACUGUAUCAGUAGUAGCAGGAGUCAACAAGUGCGGUGAGGUAGACCUUUCUUGCAACGAAUAAACAGGCACACUGUGUUUAAAUCUAUUUUUUUAUCUUAGCUGCUUGUGUCAUGGUGUUUGAUUUGGGUCUGGCUGAAUGCCACUCAUUUGCACAAAGGCUACACUUGCAAUGAGUUUGCGCACGUGCAGUCAACGAAUGACUCGAUAAUAUACUCUGUCGAUGGUUGAAGCAAGCAUUUCAAGGAACUGCCAGUAAAGACAGUCAUCCUUUCUGUGUUGUGAGACGUCGCCAGUAAAUUGCCAAACUUGGAAUUUCUUUCACAUCCGCGAUAAAAUGCAGUUGAAAACCUGUAUGCAAAACGCUAGUACCAGGUGGAGGGCACAUAUAUCUGGUACACUUGGAUAUAAUUCAGAACGUCUUCAGCUUGUCUGAGGUUGCUGUCUAGACGUAUCUUCAAUCAACGAUGACCUGAUGCUAUGUGCAGCAGUAGGCUAGAUUUCUUUGUGAUACAGAAAGGGCUAUUACAUGAACCAAAAGCUAACCCUAUGAGCCUUCUCAGCAGUAUUAUAGAAAUGGCGCGUGAUGCUGUAAUGGUUUCUCCGUGGUGAAAAUUGGGUUAUUCGCCUCGGACUGGCAGUUAUGCAGAUAACAAGGAAGUAUUAUGCUGAAGCCAAUAGGGUGCUGAUGGAUGUUGGAUGCGUCAUGGCGUUGCCAAAAGGGUGGGGUAAAAUGCAAAGCUGCGACACUUGGUCACAGAACUCUCAAGUAUUAUGCAGCCUGUGCCGACUGAAGCUUAUAGGUUGCUGUUGGAUGUUAGGUGCAUCAUGGCAUUGCAUCCAAAUGACAAGAUAGUGUUAUGCUGAAGGCUGUAGAUUGCCGAUGGAUGUCGGAUACAUCAUGGCAUCGCCAAAAGACUGUAGAUUGCCGAUGGAUGUUGGAUGCAUCAUGGCGUCGCCAAAAGGGUGCGGUAAAAUGUAAAGCUGCGACACUUGGUCGCAGAACUCUUGAGUGUUAUGGAGCAUGUCUCUCACUCGGUAGUGUCGCUUUUGUCAUGACUGAGAAGUUUCGUUCCCAGUUGUGGUGUAUGCACAGUUAUUCUACAAUGACACGUUACCAAGCAAAAGCAAGUUAGUUCAACUUGGUCUAUGCUACGAGAAGUUUCCGUGAAAGUUGUGCACUGUUCCUUUGCAUAUUGUUGUACAGAGACCACAAGGGCCGGUGAAAUAUCUUAUUGCUACCACGACUGACUGCAUUAGCGAUUGAAGAUGUCACAGGCUGUUCGAAGUGAUGGCUUCACAGCAGAUAGCACAUUCGCAGAUCUUGUGCCAUCAAGAAAUGUUGCGCCUUUGGGUGUGUCCUUUUGCCACACACAGCACCUGUGUAUGUCAACUCGUUCUUGCUAUGUGCAACGACCUUGUUGAAAGAAAUGUGCCGUUUUGUUUUUGACAAAGUCGGCAUUGUGUUCUGUUCUUUUUUUUUUCUAAACUUGCGUGUGCGAAAUGACUACAGCAUCCCGAGUGGUAGACAUGUGGCCCACUGCUACAAUGCUUGUAGCAGUACUACUGCCCCAACAAGUAACUAUUUUCACAGACUGAUUUGAAGAUGCGUAGAAAGCUGAUAAAUAAUCGAAAAACAGUGAAACACUAAUAGACAUAAAUCUCUAGAACGCAGCUAUUAAUUUCAUUCUAUCUGACAUGUAGGUAAUAUUGAUAAGAACCUCUUUUUAAACAUACUCAUCGAUUUUUUAGUUUCUAUGCGCCCUUGUUUAUCAAAUUAACUUUGCAAGGUACUGAAGGUCACAAGACAAUGUGCACAAAUAAAGGGACACUUUAGUUGCUCACCUUCUCGUAGAUUUUGAUGUUGUGAGUAAUGUUGGAGAAUGGCAGAAAUAUAAAUAUGGCACUUGUGAAGCGUCUAUGUCUGUCUGUCAGUUAGGCAAUGCAAUACAAGGUAAGGCAAGUAGGCAAGACAAAAGCAAUGCCAGAAGUCUUUGUAAGCACGUUCAAUCCUUAUGAAAAAUCAUUACUGCAGUGAGGCAAAAGCGCACAUUAAAGGUGAAGCAUUUCUUUUGGACUUUGUCGUCAUAUCUGUGAACCUGCUGUUGAAAUGUUUUGACAAGCAUGUUUACAACUGUGUUCUCUCUGUGGGACCGUUGCUCACCAUCUACAUCCAGACUUGCCCCAUAUCUAUGCAGCACUGCACUUUCUGCAUGCAUUUCCUUUUGUAAUAUCAGUGUGGCGGUAAAUGCUUGUACUGUAUUGCUUACCUCUGCAAUUAGCUGGGGGAUGUCGCAUGAAGAAUGAUCUAUAUGCAGUCCUACUCUGAAGAUCUGAAAAUUUCCGAGUGGGUGUGGUUAACCAAGCACAGUGUCAUUUUCUGGCCGAAACAUCUCCGUGGGGGACAGCACAAAAAAUUUAAACAUAAUUUGGGAAUUGCUUCUUUGGACAAAGGAAAACAAUUUCGAUUGCCUGACAAUUACGUGUCAUUCGCACGCUUGAUAAGUGUCAGGUCAAAUGUCAGCUGAACUUUCAUUCUUGAGCCACAUGGUUAGGCUUAGCAUUAAGCCUAAUGGCUCUGUUUGGCUAAAGUUACAUCAAUUCACUGCAUGUAACAGUGCCAGUACCAUCAACAAGUCGUAUUACGUGGAGCUUUGACAUUGUACCAAAGGAGAAAAUGCACAGUUUGCUCAGAUUGCAGCAUCUAAAAUGCAAAUAUGUUCAGCUACGCUUCACCUUCUGGCACAUUCAUGUUGCUGAGCAAGAACAUAUGCAUAGAGAGAGAGCACUGGUAGAGUAGGUGUGCAAUGGCUUGUGCUGCCAUUGGAACAUUUGUCAAACUCCAUUGAUUCAUAUCUGAAGGUGGUGGCCAAAUUUGUUUCGUAGUGUGUGGCUACCUUUAUGCAUGCUUUUACAGUUCAGCUAAGUAGCAGCAGACACUGAACUUCAGCUUUAGCAACUGUCAUCAUUCAGCACGUCAAGCAGCCCUGCAAAGGGGGACUCAUUGCUGCAUUCACUUGGUGACUGCGCUUUGCUGCCACCAUUGUCGGCUGAACCACAAUGCAAAAGCAGGAUGGCUAAUCAUAUUAGUCAUGCGACUGUCUUUCUACAUCGCUUCACGCGAGUGUGGAGUGCUCUCAGGGCAGCAAUGGCUCUGCCUCCAGUUUGGCAGCUCUCCUCUUACUAUCCGCUCGCCCACCUGAAUGUACUGGUCCUCGAAGAAGCAGUUUGGGAUGCCUUUGAAUGCUCCUGUUCACCAACAAAUGCGCACUGUUAAAGUGCGGGCUUCAUCUUCAUGUUGCUGCAGCUAUUCGUGCUAAUUUGCAAAGGUCCGAAGCAAGUCCAGAGUGUGGCGGCGUUAACCCCUUUACCUCCUAAAUUAAAAAAAAAAAAUUAACAUUCCGGAAUUGAUUUUUUUUUUUCAGCGUUCUAUAAAACACAAGAAAUUUGUUCGAAACAAUAUUUCUUUAUCAGAAAACAUAAAGGAGCCCAGUAUAGGAUGAAGUUUGCUCUCCUGCAUGGUCAGCAGUUUCCCUUGUGUCAUACUUGUGAAAGUAGCAAUAGGAUAUUGUAAUGUCACAUGCGCAUGAAAAAGUAGAUGCACAUAUUCACAGAGACCGUGUUUGGCAAGUUUCUGGAGACAUUUUGCCACGGACGACCUAAGCUAGUCUGCGAUGUAGCGUGUGGGCGAAAUGUCUGAAUUUGCCAAGCCCUGCUACGGAAGGUAAAGGGUUACCUGAGGCCUUGCAUGGGGCUCUCUGUAAAUUCCAAAGCAAGUUCAUGGGAGAUGACAAGCUGCCACCACUUCUAUGCCUUCGAAAGACAGUCUCUAGUUCAAGGUGUACCGUGAGCUGGACAUGCACCUACUUGGUGGAACAGGGUUUUCUUGGAGUAUUUCCAGCACUGUGUUCAAUUCACGUCUACUGUCUGCACCCUACCAAGCCUUACGUAGUAAUGAAACUCCCCCCCCCCCCCUCCCCCAUGUGCCAUUGUUGCCAUGGGCAUUUCAAGUCUGAGGAGCUAUGGAACUCUCGUAAGUGUGUAGUUAUAGUUAAUACGUACUUCCGUGUCUGUGUAGCAACCGGAUGAACGAUAUUGCAUUACGGUACCUGAGCCCACUCGUGUGCCGAGGUCUGAGAAGGAUGUGCUGUGCAAUAGAUUGGAACCCAGUUGCCUUUGACGUUGUUUGACGUUUGAGCUGUAAUGUAGCUCGGUUACCCUGAAAUGCCAGCGCAUCGCAGCUUGCUGCAUCUCGCGAAGACGGUUACGAAAUGCGGCGCUGUAAGAAAUGUGCUGCUAUUGAUGCAAUCAAGAUGCCCAGUUCGAAUUGGCUGAAAGAAUGCCUAGUUACUGUUUCUCAUGUUUCUGUUGACUACAACUGCGAUAUAGAAGCAGUGACAUGAUCUCACAGCUUAAGCAGCAAACAAGCAGCACAAGACUCGCUAAACUUGCAGCUGGGAGUCGUGGUUCAGUCUACGUAGAAAGGAUGUAGAACCAACUGCCGGCUUGCGUUUUUUUUGUUUGCUUACCUUCUAGAAUGAAUUUCGCUUAAAUUUUGCCUAUUGUAGCUGUAUGCUCGUACGCUUCGGCUCCUUCUGAAUUUUGUGACAUAGCUGUAAGAAUUUAUUUCAUGGAUGGAAUUUUAUUUUGUGGUUAAUGGUUUGCAGAGAAACUGUACACAUAGGUUUGACGUAGAAGUGAUGUCUGGUCAAACUUUGUACGUCACCAUUUGUGAGGAUACAUUUAUAAGAUGCCACUUUGCUGAAGGUGCGUUGGGUGUGCAUGUGAAUAAGUUCCAUUGUCUGAAUUCAAGAUAACUGAAGGAGUUGGUGCUUUGGUUAGUGUAUCAAAUUAUUUUAACACUAUUUGGCAUGAGACGUGUAUGUGCACUUAAUGAUAGUCUCCACACCUCCAAUCAAAGCUCAUAUCUUUGAUGUAAACUUGCGCAAACUACACAGCUUUUGUUCAGUUGUCUUUAAUCAUUAAUACACGUGUCUUUUAAGCCCUCAUUGUGCACAUGCAUGUUCCUCAUUCUAUUGUGCUAGCACGUCUCGUUUUGCACAUGUUAAGGUGUGUGCAAUUUUUUUUAUUGCUGUUUUAGCUGCCAAGUUGUCGAAAUGCUUGCUUGUGCUUCUUCUCAAUGUGUCUGUCUUGCUCUUUUUCUUUCAAAGCACAGCAG